Exophiala bonariae is the source of this 1416-nucleotide messenger RNA. RefSeq lists its product as uncharacterized. Gene Ontology annotation, biological process: carbohydrate metabolic process. The record is from RefSeq and is a predicted model, not a curated record. Gene Ontology annotation, molecular function: hydrolase activity, hydrolyzing O-glycosyl compounds. NCBI's taxonomy places the organism in Eukaryota, Fungi, Ascomycota, Eurotiomycetes, Chaetothyriales, Herpotrichiellaceae. Bases 1 to 1416 code for a protein of 471 amino acids. The transcript has a single exon.
AUGACCGCUCAACGACCCAAUAAUUCAGGUCCUAAAGAUUUGUCUUUGAGCAUUGACGCUACACCUCGAGGGGCCACUCCGGAGUCAUUGAUCACAGGUGGCGAACAAAAUCGAGAGAAAUUAGUCAACCCAUUCUUGACACCAUAUGCUUCACAACAGCCUUCAAGGACGGCGUCCUCUGCAGCUCUGGGUCAGCCUGUGGUCAAACAACGAUACUUUCAUUCCAGGCGUGUGAAGAAGGGUGAAAUUGGACGACCGUGGACCAAAGUCAAGGAUCCCAGGGAGAAAUGGGUGACAAUCAUACCUAUCAUUGGACUCCUUAUUGGGUUUGGAAUUGCUGGUUUCCUUGUCUGGGAUGGCCUUCGUACUGUCGUCAACCACAAAUACUGCCCUGUACACUUCGACGAUUUCUCGAAUGGGCUCGACUUGAACAUCUGGACAAAGGAGGCGGAGGUUGGAGGGUUCGGCAAUGGUCAAUUUGAACAAACAACCGUGACUGAUGAGAAUGUUUUUGUCAAAGACGGAAUGCUCCGUAUCAAGCCAACUCUUCAAGAUCCUGCAUUGAUUGAUUCAAACAGUGUCAUUGACCUGACUGCAGCAGGAAUCUGCUCAUCGUCGUUGUGGAGCAAUUGUGUUACGAGCACAAACGUGACCAAUGGGACUAUUGUGAAUCCUGUCAAGUCUGGUCGUAUCAACACGAAGAAAGGAGCGAAAAUCAAAUAUGGUCGCAUCGAAAUCGAGGCCAAAUUGUCUGAGGGAGACUGGCUGUGGCCCGCAAUCUGGCUCUUACCUGUCGACUCGAAAUACGGCCAAUGGCCACAGUCGGGUGAAAUUGAUAUUGUUGAGUCUCGAGGAAACAACUACACUUACCCUUCUGGAGGUAACAACAUUGUCUCGAGUGCAUUGCAUUGGGGACCCAAUGCCGCCAAUGAUGCGUGGUGGCGAACAAAUGUGAAGAGAAAAGCACUGCAUACCACAUAUGCCAAAAAGUUCCACAUAUUUGGUCUCGAAUGGUCUGAAAAGUACAUCUUCACCUACAUUGACACCAGACUUUUGCAAGUUCUGUACACCAACUUCAAGGAGCCACUCUGGGAGCGUGGGAGCUUUCCAUUAUCUGACUACAAUGGAACUCGACUGUUUGAUCCUUGGUCGCAGACUGGUAAUGCCGCCACGCCAUUCGACCAAGACUUCUAUCUGAUAUUGAAUGUCGCCGUUGGGGGAACAAACGGUUGGUUUUCAGAUGGUAAGAAAGGCAAACCAUGGGUUGAUGGAAGUCCAACGGCCAAGAAAGACUUCUGGAAAGCUCAAGACACAUGGCUACCCACAUGGAAGGACGGUGGUGAGAUGGUAAUCAAGAGCGUCAAGAUAUGGCAGCAACAAGGAUACAAUGGAUGUGAUAAAGGACAUGUUCUCUGA